AUGCCCCAACUGCCGAGCGGGUGCUUUUAGAGACGCGCCCGCGUUUCGCCACCAAAACUCACUUCUGAGCCUUUACUCCCUCUCUCACAUUCUCUCUCUCUCUACCUCACGGUCCGAAGCUAAUAAGCUUAAGAAUACGGAGUCCAUUUAAGGAUUGUGAAACUAUUAUCCAAUGGAGGGAGUUGUGGGUGAGGGUGCCUCAGUGGCAUCGCCUGUAGCCCAGUGGGGACAUGAUGCUUGGAGGAUGUAUCAAUAUUACCUGGAUAAGACUACACCUCAUACAAUCUAUAGGUGGAUCGGGAGUCUUGUUAUAGUGGCUAUUUACUGUUGGCGAGUUUAUUAUGUUCAAGGGUUUUACAUUGUUUCCUAUGGGCUUGGAAUAUAUCUACUGAAUUUGCUUAUUGGGUUUUUGUCACCUUUGGUUGAUCCUGAACUUGAACCUUCUGAUGGGCCUUUAUUGCCCACAAAGGGUUCUGAUGAAUUCAAGCCAUUUAUUCGACGCCUCCCAGAAUUCAAAUUCUGGUAUUCCUUCACCAAGGCAUUCUGCAUAGCAUUUGUCAUGACCUUCUUCUCAAUGUUUGAUGUUCCUGUGUUUUGGCCAAUACUUCUUUGUUACUGGAUUGUUCUUUUUGCCCUUACUAUGAGGCGCCAAAUUGCACAUAUGAUCAAAUACAAGUAUAUUCCUUUCAACAUCGGGAAACAGAAGUAUGUUGGUAAGAAAGCUUCUGCAAGUAGCUGUGGUUCACGUGGGGAUUAAACCUUGACUGGUUCAUAGGGCUUGCAGAAAAGUAGCAGUGAAGAUUCAUGAUCUUUCUUUCGAGGGACAUGCAUUAAUGUUAUAUAAUGGUUUGAAUAUGCACUUGCAAUUGUGCCUUGGAAUUUUAGGAUGGGCAGGGUGCUGAUGUUGCAGAAGCUGAAACAUGAUUGUUUAUAGGCAUAUUAAGAAGAUUCAGCUAUAUUUCUGAAAAUAGUUGUGUAAAACUGCAUGGUGCAGUAUUAUUUGUUCACUCUCUGUUUCUUCGGUGUUAGACAUGGAAAUUGUCAGUAGCAGAAGUUUUCAUGCAAAUCAGAAAUUAUUGCAGCCAUUGGUAUACAAUAACUCUAUCGCGAGGUUAUUUGGGGUAAUUUUAAUUUUUUUGUCUGUUUCAUUUUUA
This is a messenger RNA of Manihot esculenta (cassava), 1154 nucleotides long. RefSeq names its product protein RER1B. Gene Ontology annotation, cellular component: Golgi membrane. Gene Ontology annotation, biological process: retrograde vesicle-mediated transport, Golgi to endoplasmic reticulum; protein retention in ER lumen. NCBI's taxonomy places the organism in Eukaryota, Viridiplantae, Streptophyta, Magnoliopsida, Malpighiales, Euphorbiaceae. The coding region runs from base 173 to 757 and encodes 194 amino acids. The transcript is spliced from 4 exons. The record is from RefSeq and is a predicted model, not a curated record.